This is a messenger RNA of Acanthopagrus latus (yellowfin seabream), 3106 nucleotides long. Its product is annotated as B2 bradykinin receptor-like. Gene Ontology annotation, molecular function: bradykinin receptor activity. The record is from RefSeq and is a predicted model, not a curated record. Gene Ontology annotation, biological process: neutrophil chemotaxis; G protein-coupled receptor signaling pathway; immune response. The transcript has 3 exons. Lineage: Eukaryota; Metazoa; Chordata; Actinopteri; Spariformes; Sparidae. Bases 201 to 1217 code for a protein of 338 amino acids. Gene Ontology annotation, cellular component: membrane.
GCUACUAGAAGAAGUCGAAGAGAACAGAAGAGGAACAGUGUGAUUUUCCCUCCUCCUUUCAGAGAGCAAGGCAGACUUACAGUACAGGAGAGGACGGUGCUGGAACAGUGUGUGGUGUGUCUGGACGUGUUUUAUCUUGACUCACAUCUGAAGAAGGAAAUACUGAUCUGCAAACAAGUGUCCCCACUACCAUCAGCACUAUGGCAGCAGGUGAAGGCCUAAACAGCACAAAUGGAUCUGACUGUCCAAAUCCAGAAGAAACUGUGGCUUGGGUCGUCAGUGUGGUGCCGGUGUGUAUCCUGGUCUUCACUGCGCUGGGGAUCGUGUUUAAUGUGUUUGUCCUGAUGGUUUUCUUCCUCCACAAGAAGGCCUGCACCGUGCCCGAGAUCUACUUGAGCAACCUGGCUGCUGCUGACCUCGUCCUAUUGGCUUGUUUGCCCUUCUGGGCUGUCAACUUAUCCAAACAGCACAACUGGGUUUUUGGUCGGGUCAUGUGCCGUUUGGUCAACCUGGGCAUUAACAUGAACGUCUUCUGCAGCAUCUACUUCCUAGUUCUAGUGAGCAUAGAUCGCUAUGUGGCACUGGUGCACACAAUGUCCCAUAACAGACUGCGUAGGCCAAAAUAUGCCAGACUGGGCUGUCUGAUGGUGUGGGGUUUCGGUUUGCUUGCAGGUGUCCCCACACUCGUUUACAGGGAGGUGCAAACUAGAUGUAAUAAUACUUAUUGCUCUCUUAACUAUACACUUAAUGAACAUUUGCUCUUUCAGGGGUUGCAGAUUUUGUUCAGCUUCAUCAUCCCCACUUUCAUUAUUUCUUUCUGCACUUUCAACAUAAUCAAAGCUCUGCAAAACCGGUUAAUGGAGGGGUUAAAGAGCCAGAAUGUUGAGCACAAAGCCACCACUCUGGUCCUUGCGGUUCUCCUGGCUUUCGUGAUCUGCUGGUUGCCAUUUCACGUGUUUAGGAUAGUAGAAUUGCUGAAAGAUUCUGGACUCUCGGGGAUAAACACCAAGGUGGUGGACACCUGCGUCCAAAUCUUCGUCUACUUAGCUUACUUCAACAGUGUUCUCAACCCCCUCCUCUACGUCAUUGUAGGGAAGAACUUCCGGAAAAAAGCUCAAGAAGUCUUCAGUCAGCAGGGAAGUGCAUCGUCUGUCAACACGUCUUCCACACGCCCAAGCCUGUCGAGAAGCUUUAAACUGGUGAAUUUCUCAAGCUGAACUGCAAAAAUGUGACUUUUUUCAGCAGUCACAGUUUUUCUUUUUCGUCAUACACUUUCAACAUAAUGACCUGGACUUUUUGUGAAAUUUAAGCCAUUAUGUUUUUGUCUUUUGAGUAUAUGGGUUUCGUUUUGUGUAUUAACCACUGUUUGCAAAAAAGCUGAACAUGUCAAGACGAUGGUACGUUUACUUGGCUAGAAGCAUGAUAUACCCCUUUGACAGAUACCCAUCAGAUCUUGCUUCAUAUGAUCAUAGUAUGAUUGUUUGAUGUGGGUUGAACAUAACCAAGCAUUUUAACUAAGAGCAGCGGUGGAAGGAGUAUUCAGAUUCUUUUUUAAUAACUCAUUAUAAAACAUACGCUAAUACAAGUAAAAGUCCUGCAUUCAAAACAUUACUUGUGAAAAGUAAAAGUAGUCAGUCAGCGUCAGUGCUUUCCUAUCAUAUCUGGUGUUUCUUGAUCUAUAUUAAAGCUGCACGUAUGUUGCAUUUUACUGUUAUAGAGCUCAUUUGAACUACUCUGUAUAAUGUUUGAGCUCUAUAAGAUCAUCAAAUGGUUUUAGCGUCGUCUUGUGAGAACAGUAUAUAUCAAAGUUAAAUCUUAAUGCUGCUAUACGCGUUGUCAUCGUUUUAGUCCUCACUGGAUAACAUGGGAAUAAAUUCCAGAGAAUUUGUAUGUAUUCUGUACGCAGUCUGACAAAUGAAGAGUCAUAGAAAGUACGAUAUUUACCCCUGAGAUGAAGUGGAAUUGAAGUGGAGUAAAGAACAAGUACCUUGAAUUUGUACUUAAUUACAGUAUUUGGGGAAAUGCAAUAGUUUCUCUCCAUCAUGGGCGAAGAGGCCAGUGACACAAAGGUGAGGGCACAUUAUUUUGAUGGGCUCUUUUCCCAGUGAUAAACAUCUGUCAGUUUAGAUGACUUGGUCUGAUGAUGCUUUAGGCGUUUGUGUGGACUUGCCUGAUUUCAGGAAAGAAGGAAAAGAAAGGAAAGCUGCGGAGCGGGAAGGAGCGACGUGAUAGCAGAUGAUGAUCACAAAUCAGCGCCUGUUUAGUCAACAGAGCAGAGGAAAUGAACGCCAGGGAUUAGAUCCAUUUGACAUUGUGUAUUCUACCAUGUCUGCUCCAACUUCCAAGGAUAUUAGACUCAAAUUUCUGUAUCUGCCAUUUUUGCACUUAGUUUGUUAAGUAUCAUAUGAAAGCACUGCUGAUGAAGCAACAGCAACAGGAAAAUGUUACAUCAUGUCAGUGCAACACCACAAUGUGUUUUUUAUUUUGCAGAAGUAAUGGGCACAAAUUGCGAUAAUGGAAAUAAUGGACAAGAGAGACAGAAACACACUCUGUGUCUCUUGAGUGUCUUAACACUGUGGGAUGUAAUGUGUAAUGUGAGUCGUGUAAGAUUUUUACUGUGCACAUGUCUGUGAAUGUGUCUGAAUCUGUUUUUCUGUUCAUUUACGUGGUGUCAUCGUGACCGUAUUGUGAUAUUCCAAUGCUAAACAAAUGUCAACUUCCUAUUUAUACACUGUACAUACAUUUGCAUGCUUGUGCACUUUGGUGUUUUUGUUGGUUCAGGUAUUAUUCAAACACACAGUAGCCUGAAGAGUAAUAGCUCACAAAAUCAUAGCAACGUCUCUUUAUGGUGUUAACACAACGUUACUGUUGCUCAAAUAACCUUUGUGUAUCAACUGUGGAACUUUAUCGAUAAUCAAUUUAUUGGAGUGGCAUUAAUGCAGAAGUCCAAGGCUUCUUUUGCUGAUCUGCAAAUAAACUCACAGCUUUGUGUUUUUAUAUAGACAUGCUCAAUGAGUGACAUGGGAUUUGUGUUUUAUUUCUUAUUGUUUAUUAAAGAAGUGGACAUUUAUAUCAGCAAAAGCCUUUGAUAUCUUUUUUAUCCCUC